ACAUUUUAAAGAUGCAAGGAUGUUGCAUAGUAGGUUCUUCCUAAAUGCGAUUUUCUUUAGCCUUGUUUUAACAGACGGGUCCUUGAAAACUGGCUAUGAUAAUUUACAAUGGGGUAAGAGGCUUCUGGGCAGGCUACUGACCAUUAUAGCCCAGGUCAGUCCCCUGGACUGCGCCGAGGAAUGUUUGAUCCGCUCCGAAUGUCUGUCAUUUAACUACAGGCGGGCCGAGAAAUUCUGUGAACUGAACUACGAGAGCGGCGAAGGCUCCAAUGCAAAGUUGUCAGAUGAAGAAGGGUGGAUCUUUAGCCGUCGAGAAUCUUGGCCUAUGGAAAUAUCAGAGGCAUGUAAGAACAUAAGAUGCGCUUUUAACCAAAAGUGUAUCAAAAAUUCUUACGUCUCCACUGAAUGCAAGCUAGCACAUUGUCAUCCAGUAGACUUACAGCUUCCACAAAAUGUUCAGAAUUUUAGUUCUGAAAAAGCUCUAAAUCUGGGGAGCAAGCACAGCUUAACCUGUGUAGACGGAUAUAAUCCGUCUGGGGACGAGACCGUGGAGUGCCUGAGGAAUGGAACCUGGAGUGACGUCAAUAUCACGUGUCAUGAGUGUGUAACAGGAUGGAUUUGUAACAACGACAAAGGGACAUGCUACCGACGAAUUGGUUCACCUUUAACUCAGGAAGCGGCGAUGAGGUCCUGCAGGAUCUGUGAUUCUUACCUUGUAGAAGUUAACGAUGAUGAGGAAAAUAGAUGGAUCACCGAGAAUGUACUAAAGGGCUUGU
This is a messenger RNA of Saccostrea cuccullata (small rock oyster), 776 nucleotides long. RefSeq lists its product as uncharacterized. The annotation marks the transcript as partial. The transcript has 5 exons. The record is from RefSeq and is a predicted model, not a curated record. Lineage: Eukaryota; Metazoa; Mollusca; Bivalvia; Ostreida; Ostreidae.